Messenger RNA from Macadamia integrifolia, 330 nucleotides. RefSeq lists its product as uncharacterized. The transcript has a single exon. NCBI's taxonomy places the organism in Eukaryota, Viridiplantae, Streptophyta, Magnoliopsida, Proteales, Proteaceae. The record is from RefSeq and is a predicted model, not a curated record. The coding region runs from base 1 to 330 and encodes 109 amino acids.
AUGUUUGUUCUCCUAUAUGUUAAUGAUAUUGUACUCACUGGCUCUGAUGCUAUAUUCCUCUAUGAUGUACAAUGCAUGUUCCACCACCAGUUUCAUAUUAAAGACCUUGGUCAGCUCAAAUAUUUUUUGGGAAUUGAGGUGGCUCGGUCUCAACAAGGCUUGUAUCUAUGUCAACACAAAUAUGUCCUUGAUAUUUUAGAUGAUUGCGGCUACACCGGCGCACGUCCUGCUGACACACCCAUGGAGCAAAACUUGAAGCUAUCUAAUGAUGAGGUUGCUGUUCUUGAUGAUGCUUCUUCUUAUCGUCGUUUAGUUGGACGAUUGAUAUAG